This is a messenger RNA of Carassius carassius (crucian carp), 1033 nucleotides long. Its product is annotated as coiled-coil domain-containing protein 126-like. Lineage: Eukaryota; Metazoa; Chordata; Actinopteri; Cypriniformes; Cyprinidae. The transcript has 4 exons. The coding region runs from base 429 to 935 and encodes 168 amino acids. The record is from RefSeq and is a predicted model, not a curated record.
CGUGUCGUCGUGACGUCUACGCAAUAGCUCGUGUGGUUACCAGAGGGAAAAUACUACUGACAUUUUUCUGUAGUUCCUAGUUUCGAUACACCAGGUGGAUCUCGUAUUUAUUUUAAGGCGUUAACUUGCCUCCAAAAUAAUUAGCUUCUCAGUUAAUACAGAGACGCAUGCUUUGAAGUUAUGCUGCAGUUUGAAUAUUGUUUUAAUAUUACAGAUUUUUUAAGAUAGUAAACGUGCUUAGAAGAUGUCAACAAUGUGGAGUCUACGAAUCUCUCAUCUUGACCAAAGUAUUUAAGGUACAUCUUGCACCUGAUGCCAAUUCAGCAAUUGACAAUUACUUCCAAACCAUCUAUCUUCCAUGCCCUGAACCUGACACCCUCUUAUAAACCUGUCCCCACCCCGUCCCCCAUCAGACCUGCAGCAUUGCCAUGCUGGGCUGUCUGCUGCGUAGGAGCAUGUCUCACAGACUGAGUGUGUUUCUGGUAGUCUUCGGCCUGGCCUGGUGUCUUCUGCUGCUUCACUACACCAUCACACAACCACGGCGCCAGAGCAGCGCAGAGCUCCGCCAACAGAUCCUCGAGCUCAGCCAUCGCUAUGUCAAAGUGCUUAGUGAGGAGAACCAGAACCCUUCAGGGCCCCAUGGCAUCUCCAUGGCAGGAUAUGCUGACUUGAAGAGGACAAUUGCUGUGCUGUUAGAUGAUAUUCUCAACCGUUUGGUGAAGUUGGAGGGGAAAGUGGAGGCUGCUGUGAAUGCCUCUAUACAGAACAUCUCCCAUCCUGCUGUUGGUGCCGGCACUCUCCUUGCUGCCAGAGUCACUGUUUCCAGGUCCACCAAACAAAAUAGGUCUGCCCACCGACCAGAGAGACGUAGUAACCCUCUGAACUUCCUGUCACAAUCACCUGACAGGUCACAUAAGCCGCACUCUUUGAAAUAGGAAACUGUGGCUAUGGACAUCUUCUGCAUCACUACAUCAAAGACUGAGAUACAGAGAUAAAUAAAUAAAUAAAUGUAUAUGUAUGUGUGUGUGUGUGU